GCGCCAUCACUGUUAGUCAUACAUAAGAUCUACCGUGUUUACCACAGGUAACCAAUGGUAGUCUGUUCGUCAUAUCCUCACCGGUUGCUGUCCAAAGACUUGCGUGCUGCCGCAUAGGAAUCACGCGAUCAGAACCGACUUUCUACCCGCAUUUCCCCUCCUCUCGUUGUAAACCAGAACGGAAGGGUGUGGAACGCUGUCGUAGCGAUGGCGCAAAAACCAAAUUGGAUUUUGAUUUGCACUGCAUCUGUUAUUUUUUUAAUAAUAGGAAUUCUUAUCGGCCGAUAUGGUAUCAGUAACAACAAAGAUGCUGAAUCUCCCGAAAAGGCGAAAAUGUCUGCAAUGGUGAUGGAAGAGAUAAGUGCAUCAAAUAUCGGUGAAUAUCUUAAGUACUUAAGCAGCGUACCGAAUUUAGCUGGAACUCCGCAAGAUUUAGAAGUAGCUAGUUGGGUGCGCGAUCGUUUCAUAAGCGGAGGUUUAGAUGAAGCUCAUCUGGUUCCUUACAAGGUGCUUCUAUCCUAUCCAGAUAAGAACAAUCCAAAUCAGGUAUCGCUUCUUGAUCCCAACGGCAAGGUUAACUUCACCACUUCAGGACGUCAGACUCCACUUUUUUCUAGCGAAGAGUUCUCACCUUUGGUUCAACCAAACUUCAAUGCCUAUUCAGCUAACGGAACCGUUGAGGGAGACUUGGUAUACGCCAAUUAUGGCAGAAAACAGGACUAUGAGUAUCUAAGAUCCAUCGGCAUUGACAUUCGAGGUCGCAUUGUCAUCGCUCGUUAUGGAGCCAUUUUUCGUGGAAACAUAGUUAAAUCUGCCGAAGAUGGGGGAGCUCUUGGAGUGAUUCUCUUCUCCGACCCGAAAGAUUUUGCACCGGAAGGUCGCAGUUCUGUAUAUCCAAACACAACUCGCCUACCAGGGAUGGCUGUCCAAAGCGGUUCGGUUUUGUUAGGCUAUGGAGAUCCUUUAACGCCAUUGUAUCCAGCUUUAGAGGGUGCUUAUAGACUACCGGAAGCUGAAGCCCCAUUGCCGAAAAUACCCGUUCAGCCCAUUGGAUACGACGAAGCGGAAGUUCUGUUGAGGUCGAUGUCAAUAGACAAUCCUGCUCCGGAAGACUGGCAAGGUGGUCUGAAUACAACAUACUUUUUGGGUUCGAAAUCCACUCAACGGAAAUGGACUGUCCGCUUACAGGUGAGAAUGACUCAAAAGGUUGCGACAGCCUAUAACACAAUUGGGAUUCUUUAUGGAAGAGAAGAACCAGACAGGUAUGUAUUGAUUGGGAACCACAUGGAUGCGUGGACGCUUGGAGGAAUUGAUCCGGCUAGUGGGACUUCAGUUUUAGUAGAGAUGGCCCGCACGUUUGGUCACAUCAAAGAAAAAUCAAAUUGGCGUCCAAGGCGAACGUUAAUGUUUUGUGGAUGGGGAGCUGAAGAGUACGGAAUGAUUGGCUCAUACGAAUGGGCUGAAGAACAUGCUAAGGUCCUUAUUCAACGUGCCGUGGCCUACAUCAACGUUGACUCUGCCAUGGAAGGUAAUUAUACUCUGAAGAGUCAAACAGUGCCUUCGCUGUACUCAGUAAUCCGGGACGCGGCCAAAAUGGUACCCAAUCCUAAUCCAGCAGAGGUGGAGGCCGGACGUAAAACUGUUUUUGACACUUGGUUGUUGGCCAAUCCCGAUCCGAAAGAUCCCACCCAACCACGCAUAGGUAAUUUAGGAAGUGGCAGUGAUUAUACCGUCUUCAGUCAUGUCCUCGGUGUCCCAUCAAUCGAUGUAUACUAUGAUUAUGAAGAGAAAGCAGGAUCUUAUCCUCUUUACCACACUCUUUACGAGACUUAUCAUUCGGUGGCUAACUUAAUGGAUCCUGGAUUUAAGUAUCACGUUGCUGUUGCACGACUGAUGGCUGAAUUGACUUUGAGUCUCAGUGAAUCGGUUAUUCUCCCGUUCGACGUUCCGAAUUACGCCCGUUUCCUUGAACAAGAUCUCGCUAAGAUUGAGUCACGAUACAAGGAUGUGGCAUUCACGAACGGAGCCACUUUUGAACAUUUUAGAAAAGCAGUUGCUCAUUUCCGGAACGCUACCGAGUAUUUCACCAACAGCAUAGUACCACGGUUGGACAUUACCAAUCCUUUAGCCGUUCGUAAAAUCAAUGACCAGUUGAUGCAGCUCGAAAGAGGAUUCGUCGAUUCUCACGGCCUUCCCGGCCGUCCCGAAUUCAAUCACAUUGUAUUCGCUCCUAGUUCUGUGGAUAAAUACUCCAGCGAUACUUUUGCUGGCUUGGUGGAUCUGUUCAAGACAGUUGGCAAUCAGACGGAAGCCGAACAGCCCGGCACUUGGCGUCAAAUCAAACAACACCUUUCAGCAAUUUCUUUCUUGAUCGGUGCUGCGGCUGACUCUCUCCGAGAGGGAUUCUAGACCCCCACCACGAUCGCAAAUUUUCAUUCUACUCCCUUUUGUUGCUUAAUUCUUGCUUUCUUAUUUCGCAUGACACAUUUCUGUUCGAUAAUUGGUACACUUUAACAAGCCAACACUUUUAAACGUGCAAUAAAUUGAAACAACAAU
Molecule: messenger RNA, 2556 nt
Organism: Daphnia carinata
Lineage: Eukaryota; Metazoa; Arthropoda; Branchiopoda; Diplostraca; Daphniidae
Product: glutamate carboxypeptidase 2-like
Exons: 18
Coding region: 208-2409 (733 amino acids)
Molecular function (GO): carboxypeptidase activity
Source: RefSeq, a predicted model, not a curated record